AUGGUAGAAAACACAACGGCAUUUGAGAAUUCUGGCUCCCUUUCCUUGGGCGAGUCAUUGAUGGCAGACGAGGAUCAAAACACUGGCGAUUACGAAGUCGUCUCGCACAAUGGAUCCGAGAUUCGUUCCGCACCUGAAACUUCCACACGCAAUGCCUACUUUGGCAGUGGGAUUCUUAUUUUGGAUGGAGUGGAAGGUGAGGGUGUCGAAGAAACUGGAUCCGUUCUUUCCAUUCCUGGCACGGACAGUCUUCCCACGGACGUUGGCACUGUGAAUGGACAAGACAUUGCAUACCGUGGUUGGACCAUUCCAAAGUACGGCAUCUUCUUGCUAAGUACAGUCUUGCUAGGUUUGGGUUACACUACGUAUACAAUGUACACGUGGCGAUCUGCUUCGUUCCUAAAAGAUGAACAAAUUGCUCAACAUUUGGCUACCAUUCAACGCUUGGAACAAGAGGUCCAAGAAAAGGAAACGGCGUUGGGAUAUUUUGAUGAGUCCGACUAUAUCACAGUCUUUGACAACUGUUGGGUCAAGGCAAAGGCUCGUUGGUGUGACAAGGGCGGGCCUGGAUCCUUCCCACAAAUCUUUGGUAACGCGAUUGGAGAGGCUAGCAAACUUGUGACGGACACCUUUGCUUCCCUCACCGAUACCAUGAAGGAAGUUCCAGAAGCUGCUUCGUCCGAGUUGAAGUCGGCUACUGAUGCUGUCAACAAGGUCACGGAUGCCUUUUCUUUGUUUGUAGGUGCCGCCGGAGAUGCCAUGUUCGCCGAACUUCAGGAGUUUUCGGACAAUCCCAUGGAUUACAUGGCAGAGGCUGUCAAAGGAACCCAUAAUGAACCAGAAAUUACGGGAAAGGGGGUUGAUGAAGUCAUGAAUAUAAUGACCGGCAAGACCUUUUACAUGACGGACGAUGAAGCAGCUGCAGCUAAGGAAGCGGCUGUGUUGAAUGAGCUUUAG
Cylindrotheca closterium is the source of this 957-nucleotide messenger RNA. The record is from the annotation of a GenBank genome assembly. Lineage: Eukaryota; Bacillariophyta; Bacillariophyceae; Bacillariales; Bacillariaceae.